Molecule: messenger RNA, 1158 nt
Organism: Fukomys damarensis (Damara mole-rat)
Lineage: Eukaryota; Metazoa; Chordata; Mammalia; Rodentia; Bathyergidae
Gene: Timm13
Product: translocase of inner mitochondrial membrane 13
Exons: 3
Coding region: 141-428 (95 amino acids)
Source: RefSeq, a predicted model, not a curated record
GCCGGGCUUCCUCCGCAGCAGCGGGCGGCGCGCGCGGCCUUGUAAGAGCCCGGACUACGCUUCCCGUGGUGCUCUGGGCGACUCACCUGAGGGCGGCAGGCUCCACGCGCUUGGCCCGCGGUCGGAUUGACUUUGGAGCCAUGGAGGGUGCCUUCGGCUCCGAUUUCGGAGGCUCAGGCAGCGGGAAACUGGACCCGGGGCUUAUCAUGGAGCAGGUUAAGGUGCAGAUUGCCGUGGCCAACGCGCAGGAGCUGCUGCAGAGGAUGACCGACAAGUGUUUCCGGAAGUGCAUUGGGAAACCGGGGGGCUCUCUGGACAAUUCAGAACAGAAAUGCAUCGCCAUGUGUAUGGACCGAUACAUGGACGCCUGGAACACCGUGUCCCGCGCCUAUAAUUCAAGACUGCAACGGGAACGAGCCAACAUGUAACAAGGAGGCGUGGGAGCAUCCCUGGGGUCCAUCCCGCGCCACCCCCCUAUCCAGUUCCAUAAAUGUACUUUGUGAGGCGGACACUAGUACGUGCCUGCUGCCCGCCCGUGAUGUACGAGAAUGGCACGACUGUGAGGGGACGGUUGGUACUGUGUCGCCUGCAAUCAGUGCCGCUUGGCCUUUGGGUCCCCUGACCUUUCUCGAAGCCUGGCAGCUAGGUGGACUUCCUGUAGGCCCCGGAUUUGCCAGCCCCUCCCCUAGUGUGCCGAGGUCAGCUCCCGGCCUGGACUGAGAACCCUUGUUUGGACAUAAGGUAGGGGGAGAGACCUCACCUUAGCUGUGGCUUCCUGAGGGUAGACCAAAAUAUUGCUGAGCCAGGGCCGGAGAAACCCCGUGCACUUUCCCUGGGGGAGGGGGUCUCUGGAAGGAGAUGCCCCUCAUCCAUGGGCCCCAGCCUUCUCUGAGGGCAUGAGGCUUUCCACUUGGAGCCCCUGGGCUGCUGGAUCAUAGGCCAUGUGCAGCCAACACAGAAGGGAGCCUUGAGCCAUGCCUGUCACCCCAGGAAGGCUGAAACAGGAGAAUCUCGAGGCCCCAUGUCAGAAUAAAAAAGGACCAGGGAUGUGAGUAGAUGGUGAGUUUCAAUCCCCUAUACUGAAAAAGGGGGAUGAAGUGGGAAGACGCUUGGAAAUGUGACUCCAUCGCUGAACCAAAAACUAAGUAAUAUCCCCUC